Canis lupus familiaris (dog) is the source of this 5554-nucleotide messenger RNA. RefSeq names its product golgi associated kinase 1A (gene GASK1A). Bases 2894 to 4564 code for a protein of 556 amino acids. Gene Ontology annotation, cellular component: Golgi apparatus. NCBI's taxonomy places the organism in Eukaryota, Metazoa, Chordata, Mammalia, Carnivora, Canidae. The transcript is spliced from 6 exons. The record is from RefSeq and is a predicted model, not a curated record.
CCUGAGGCAGGGAAAGCGGCUACCUCCUCGCUAGCCCUCCCUUCUCCUCAGGCGUGUCUCGCGGGAACUAGAAGACGGGACCACCGAGAUGUGGGGUCCUCCAAGCUUACUAGAGAGAAUUUCAGAGAGGGUAUAAGUUGGUGGGACAGUGUGAUGACGUACUUCCGGCGCAGCCAUAUUUUCUUUAAUGUGUGAGCGUUUGGUUUGUGAGGACCCGUAGUGGUUCCCCAAACCUGUUAGCUAGAAAGCGGUAGAGGCCGCCCGGAGCCCACGGUGAGUGGGUCUGGCUUGGCCUGAGGAAGACGCGAAGGACUCCGCGGGAAACGGGCGCGGUUACUGGGAUCCUCACCGACCCCGUGGGCUCCGCUGGAUUCCGGCGUUCUGGCCUCGGGGCUUGCCCGCUGGUCUCUCGUCCCCACGACGACUGUGUGGCCUGUUUAGAUUCUGGCACUGACACAAAUUCGAGUGUUGACACCGAGGUCCUCGAAACGUUUCAAAUGUCUUUGCUCCGGGACACGUUAUCAAUAGAGAACACAACCUCGCGGUCGCUGCAGGCCCCUCUUGCCCGAGCCGUGGAGACCUCAGCCCUACCCCUCGGCCUGUACGUCUUCAUGCUCUUUCCCCCUCUUUUCAGGUGGUUCCAGGAAAUAGGUCUGUGAUCACGUCACUUACUUUAUUUGCCCGGCCUGGUGUAAACCUAAUCUGGAAGCUUAUUACUGUCCGUAGAGCAGAGUUUUUGAGAAUAUUGAAAUGGUAGGGCCUUUUUACCCUCGAAUGGAGACUAUUUACUUAAUGCACACAGCGGGGAACGGGGGAGCCCUGAGUUUGGAUGGUCCCACGUGAAUGUUUAAUCUAGAAAUCUCAUGACGAGUCACAUCCACCAAGCACCUGGUAGGUGUCCACUGUUUAGCGUACAAUUUCACGUGUACACUAUUAAAGAAAAUGGAGAGCUUUCUUACCCUCUUCACGUCGUUUGCCACUCUUCUCAUUACGUUCUCUUAACUUUCCCUUAUUGUCAUAACCUCAUUGUUAGGGUUUCUAUCAAUCAGAUUAAAAAGUUGGACCCGGCUGUUAGUGAAGUGUGUUGGGUUGUGAUUAGUUCUCAGCCUGAGCUUGUUACCUAUGCUUCAACUCCGUAGUUUUGGUUUUCUUCGUAGGCAAGUAGGAAGGAGUGUUUUGUAGGGUGGCCUCUGCUACUGUUCUACUUCCAGAGGAUUUACUUUUUACAGAUUGUCAGCUGUGCAGAUCGGACCUUUCUGCUUAAGCCCUUUUGCUUCAUAUGUCAGUAUUAAGUAUCCACUGUAAGGGACAUUUAUUACAAAGAUAUGAUGACAGCAUGAUUUAAGGGAACUAGAGUACAACCACAAGGAUACCUAUUUACUCAGUAUGAAUCACUGAUUUUUGUUAACUGGGACAAAAACCAUCCAUGAAUUUAGCAGUAUUACUUGUGUGGGUUUGCAUUGUUUUUUUGCACAUCCUGCAUUUAAUAACUACUCUUUCUCCGAUUUGGAAUUCCCUGUAAUUGCCAGAAUGUGGGUUUUUAUCCUGUCCUGACAGCUCUUUUUCUCUGAGAGCCUCAGCUUCUUCUACCUUUAUGCAUGACUUUUUGGAUUCACUAAGACGGGUCAGUGGAGGAAUGGGCAGUGUUCUGGGUAUCUAAAGUCUUGUCUGAUGCUAUUGUAGGAUCCUGAGACUUAGAGCAAACUGCAGCUAGGGAAUUGAAGUGGAAGUUGUUUUUAACAUUUACAAGUCCAUGCACUUUUAUACUUAUUAAAUACUUCCACCUGAUAGCAGCUAUUUGCAUUUAGGGGGUUACCUUUAACGUGUAAACCUUGCUGAUUCACUGUACUGAAUGGCAGAAGGCUUACUUCAUAAUGAUACACUAUUAACUGACCCAGAAAGGUAGUUGGAACUACUUUAUGAAUUUGGUUUUGCUUUUCUUAUAAUAUUUGGAACUUGGGAGUAUUUGAGAUACGUCAUGAAGUUAGUGGACCAUUUAAUAUGUUUCUUCUCACGUGUUUCUUCUCACAACCUAUUCCCAACAUUUAUAAAAUUGAAUGAAGAUCUUAUAAUCAGUCUAUGUAUUUAGAGGAGAAACUAGUAGUGGAAGACAUAAAGACAUUCCUAAAAAAAGUUUUUUUCAAAUUAUGUUUUUGCUUACUGCUUAUGUAAUAAAACUGCCCUAUUCUAAUAUUUUAAAGCACAAAAGGAAAAGCAGAUCCUGAGAUCUUGUGUUUGAUGGAUUCUUUGUACGUAACUCAUUCCUAAUUGUACUGUGUGGAUUCUAGGGAUCUUAACUGGAGCACCAGCUUUCUUUUCAGCACAUGACAUUCUAACCACUGACUACCCUAGUUUCCUUUUCUGUCCUCUUUCUAUGAUGUCUUCUCUGGAUUACUGAAAAUUAUACUUUUCUCAGCCCACCUUCUCAUCCUACAUUCUUGGGAUGAUUUCUGUUACCUUUCUAUGUUCACAUCUAUGCCUGCUAUUUCAUCAUUGUGAGAUGAGAAUUGCCACUGAUACAAGGCAGUAACUGAGAAGUAGUAGUAAUUCACAUAGCCUCAGAGGGGUCAGAUGUUGUGUGCAGGAGUUAUGGUCAGUAGAGUUAUUGUUACUAAUGUUUCUUUCAUUACCUUUUGCUCCUGAGACUUACUUUUCCCCAAGAUGGGAAUAAAAGAGAUCAGAUGAUGACAGCAGUGUCCUCAAUAGCCAAGCCUCAGUAUCACCAACUUCCAAACCAGCCCUCAUCCAUCAGCUGGAGCAAGGAAGAGAGCUGUGUUUCACCAGCCACAGGGAGCACUAAGCAGGAGGAGCAGGAGAGCUGGCUCAAAAGGCGUCUUGGCUCUGGAGAAAACUACGUGGCAAGAGGCGGUUGGUGAUAGCAUUCUGCCUCUUGAUGACUCUGUCUGUGGUGACUGUCACCCGCUUCCCCCCGCAGCAUCCAGCUACUGGCCCAGACUCUGGUCCCAUGGAGCUCCAGGAGGUCAUGGAAGCCCCUGGCCCCCACAAUCGGCAGGCUCUGAGCUCCAGCUGGAGGCAGCAAGCAAGAGACCUAGGGUUCUGGAAAGGCUGGGCCUUGCCCAGGAAUUCCAUCCCAAUGUGUGCUGAGGAGCAAGGCCACAGAGGGACAGUGGACAGAAGCAGGAAGUCCCCAGUAGGGGACAGUAGGCAUCCAGGGAGGGUCAGGAGGGACAUUACUUUGGCCUCUCUAGGAGAUUUGAGACUCAGUACUUCACGUCUUGUGCUCCUGAGGGAGGAUGAGGUCAGGAGUCCAGGAACCAAAGACUUGGGUCCUCCCUGGCAUGAUGAUCCUAUCGGAGAGGCACAGAAUGACACUGGCACCCUGGUUGGCCCCCUCACAGGACCUGACAUGACAGCUUUACAGGCUUGGAGAGCUGCUGCUGGACUAACUCUCCGGCCCCGCCCAGUGGAAGGCAGGAAUCUGCCAGGAGCUAGGAACAGAGCUGUGACUGGUAGGCCACAAGCAGGGCAUCCCACCCCAACUGCAGAGGCUCGUCGGUGGCCUGGCUCUGUUGGGGAGCUGCAAGGAUCUGUCUGGUGUGAUGCGGAGAGCCCUGGGAUGUUGACCAGCUUGAGGACCAGUGGGCAGGUUCCCCCAUGGUUCACAGAGCACGAUGUGCAAAUGUUCCAGCUGUUGGCCAAGGGAGAGGUGGUGGGCAAAGCCAGGAUUCCUGGCCAUGGGCAGGUGCUGCAGGUUGCCUUCUCCAAUGAGGGUGUUCUUCAGAACAUGUCUUCUGGGCUCAGCCAUCUCUGCUCCCAGGGGCUCUGUGGCCUGAUCAAGAGGCCUGGGGACCUGCAUGAGGUCCUGUCCUUCCAUGUGGACCGAGUGCUGGGGCUGCGCCGGAGCCUGCCUGCUGUGGCCCGAAAGUUCCACAGUUCCCUGCUGCCCUACCGCUACACAGAUGGUAGCACAAGGCCUGUCAUCUGGUGGGCGCCUGAUGUGCAGCACCUGGGGGACCCAGAAGAGGACCAGAACUCUCUGUCCUUGGGCUGGCUGCAGUACCAGGCCUUGUUGGCACGUGGCUGCAGCUGGCCAAGCCAGGCCUCCUGCCUGGGCAUCCACUACACUGAGUGGGCACGCCUGGCACUCUUCGACUUCCUGCUGCAGGUGCACGACCGCCUAGAUCGCUACUGCUGUGGUUUCGAGCCUGAGCCAUCAGACCCCUGCGUGGAAGAGAGGCUCCGAGAGAAAUGCCGGAACCCGGGUGAGCUGCGGCUGGUCCACAUCCUGGUCCGGAGCAGUGAUCCAUCCCACCUGGUCUACAUCGAUAAUGCCGGCAACCUUCAGCAUCCUGAGGACAAGCUGAACUUCCGGCUGCUGGAGGGCCUCAAUGGGUUUCCUGAGUCUGUCGUGCAGGUUCUUGCAUCAGGGUGUCUACACAACAUGCUGCUCAAGUCCCUGCGGAUGGACCCCGUAUUCUGGGAAAGUCAAGGCGGGAGGCAGGGACUGAAGCAGGCUCUGCAGACUCUGGAGCGGCGAGGACAGGUGCUGCUGGAGCACAUUCGGAAGCACAACCUGACACUGUUCAAGGAUGAGGCCUCGUGAACUCCACUGCCCAGGCAAGGCUCUCGCCCUGCUGGCGGGGUGCCUCCCAACACAACCUGACUGGAUGAGCAUUCAUCCUGGUGGCCACAUUCUCUGGGUUCCUCCAACCUGAAGACAAGCGGGGAAAUCCAGAAGAAACCAGAGGAUACCAUGGAUGUCCCAGGUGUCCCACCUGCAUGGGAUGGCGAAGGUGGUUGUGGGUAUUGGGUUUUCAACCUUACCACCAUCUUUUCUGCCUUUUCAGCUCUGGCUAUUCAUUCCCUUGCACCAAUAAAUAUAUUCAAGGAUGUUCUAUGAACUGCUCCAGAUACUGUGAACUUGUGCAUCCCACAUGCAUAUGUAGAGUAGAUGUGUUGUGUGUGCAUAUGUAGAGUAUAUGUGUGAAGUUUCCCUCUGAAGAUACCAAGCCAGAAUCUUGUCAGGAGGCAAGGCCCCAAGUUUCCAGCAAGCACUUCUGUGUCUUGAUGUGAACAGGUCUGCUCCGCACAGAACGGUGGAUGCAUAAACAGUGUGUGGCCCCGCCCAGCCUGUCCAGUGCGUGUCAACCAGCCAUGGCACAGGAGGACAGGCCAUGCACUCUGCUCAGCCCACUCAGCACCGUCUCCAGCGCUGCCCUCGGCACUGGCCUCUUCCUCCCUCUGGGGCUGUAGGGGGUGGAGGGAGGCUCAAACCCAGCUCUUCCCAAGUCCUCAGGACUCCAGGAUUGAGCCCACUCUCCUGGGCUGCCUCUCAGCCCAGAGCGGCUCCGGCUCGGGGGCACAGGCCUCUCACUGCACUACUCCUCAGCAGGUAUCCCUGCGCUCCCUACCUUCUGCCUCAGAAGGUCUUUCUAAAUAUAUGUACCCUGAAGAUUUUUUUCUCUUUGAUUUUCAGAGGACUGGACUUGAACGAAGGAACUCUGGGUUCAGAUCUGGCCUUGGCCACUUUAUGGUUAGCAAAUGACAAAUGUUUAUUGAGCACCCACCAUAAUAACAAGUAACAUUUACUGAG